AUGAAGUCUCUGAUCGACAUGGCUCUCAACCUCAACAUCGGUCAAGUCACUCACAUCACAGUUCUCGACAAUCUGGCCCAGGAGCCAACGAUCAAUAUGGAGCGCAACCACACCAAGGCCCCAGACAAUCCGAUCAUGGAUGUUUUAACACUUCUCAACAACAACGUCAACAGCCAUACUACGACCAAAGACCAUCUGGCCCUAGACAGAUUGAACAAUACGGGUCACCGUCCUAUUAUGAUUCCCCGCAAUCUCAGGCCGGAAGACUUGAUCGUUAUGAAGCACCACCAUAUCAUGACUCCAGAAUGA
This is a messenger RNA of Mollisia scopiformis, 309 nucleotides long. RefSeq lists its product as uncharacterized. The record is from RefSeq and is a predicted model, not a curated record. NCBI's taxonomy places the organism in Eukaryota, Fungi, Ascomycota, Leotiomycetes, Helotiales, Mollisiaceae. The transcript has a single exon. Bases 1 to 309 code for a protein of 102 amino acids.